Micropterus salmoides (largemouth bass) is the source of this 2264-nucleotide messenger RNA. RefSeq lists its product as uncharacterized. Bases 210 to 1421 code for a protein of 403 amino acids. Lineage: Eukaryota; Metazoa; Chordata; Actinopteri; Centrarchiformes; Centrarchidae. The transcript has 8 exons. The record is from RefSeq and is a predicted model, not a curated record.
UAAGCACCACAGAGAACAGAGAGGAAAAGCUGACGUAUUUUUAGCAUCUGGUCGGACUUUCUUUUUUUACCGUUACUCACUCAGUCUUUACGAAAUAACAGCUUACAAUUGGGUUAACGUAUUAGCAACACUUCUUCUAACGUUGGGAUAGCGACAGUUUUGCACUACCUGAUCAUCGACCCUAACGUGGAGGUGAAUUUCAUUCGGAAAUGGGCAGAUACAAGUGCCGAGUUAAAGUCAGUCGUGACAAUGGACUACCUAACAAACGAGAUACACCAGUAAAAACUGCGCUGUGCAGACGAGACAAGUGCAAGAGAAUUAUGCCCAACAAGCAUUAUGAAGCAAUUCCAGAGGAACCUGAAGUGGAGGGUGAGAAUGUCCCCACUGUCAAACUAACCAUGACUGGCGUUAAGCCUGUCCCCCGCAAAUCUGUGCUACGCUCCAGCAGCCCUGGAUUUGCUGAAAAUCCCAGAGGCAAAGCCGCCUCGCCUGCCGCACCAGCUAAUGCGAAAGUAAAUGGCUACCAAGGGUCACCAGCAGGUAACCCAACAAUUAAGGUGGCUCCCGAUGCAGAGGCUUUUAAAGGUGGUGAAAUACUAGUUAACGAAGAAGAGCAAAACUUAGCAGUGACUCCAGAAAGCAUCACAUCUUCUAGCAUGGAGUCAGACGAAACUUUAAGCUCAGAGGAAGACUGUUACUCCUCUGCUUCUAUGGACUCCAGCAGUCUUCCCUCCCCAGAGAUCUUCAGAAGAGAGAGCUAUGUGGAAACACUGACUUUCCCCAUUAAGGAUAAGCUGCUGGGUCUCCAUCUUGACAUUAAGAACUCCACCUUGCUGGAUGGGAGCCACGCUGAGAACAUCCACAUGUAUCAUCCCCCCAACCUUUCCACCAUCAUCGAUGCCUCUGCAAUUCUUGCUGAAAAGAACUGCGAGAUCAGAGGGCCUGAAGCUAAGACCAAAAUACCUAUGGACUCAUUUAAAUCAGACAAACCCUUCAAGUGGAAAACCCCGCCAAAAGUCACCAACCGAAGGCCCAUUUUGUGCAAGAAGAAGGUAUGGUUCAAAAGCCCUAUCAUUGCUGAGACCUUUAAAGGAAAAUGCAACCCGGCCGCCAGAGUAGGCCUAACUAUUGACGACAGCAGAGAGCCGGUCCAAACGUCCAGCCCAGCUGAGCAGAUUAUGCCUGAUGCAGACACAUGCAGAACAGGUAUGAUCAGUUCUAAAGAAGAGGCAUUACAACUGAAGGUUCUGCUGGAAAGGCCUGUAAAAAGUAGUCCGGAGAAAGCCAAUUUCUUUGACUUUGUCACCAACAGUGACCAGAAUGCUUUCUUUCAGAGGAUGAGAGAAAGGUGUGUCAAACUCAGAAGUGCUCCUUUAUUUCCCCUUACAGCUGCGAAGCACACAAAACCAACUGUCCUGUGACCUCUGAGGCCAAAAUAUUGUGUGUAAAGAUUCGGGCUUUAUUCCAAAAUCUAGAUUAAAGAGGUCUGCAUGUGAAAACCCCUGUGUAAAAAAACAAACAAACAAACAAAAAAGUAGUCCUGGUGUACUUCAAAAACAAGAAGGGGAUUAGACUGUCUGAUUGUCUAAUAUGGAAAAUGAAAUGUUAUGCACUUUAAUUAGCGUUUGAAUAUGUUUUAAAAAAGAAUAAUUCAAAUGCCACACUGUAGGUGAAUGUAUGAAUAAAUGUAGGUGCCUACACACCAUAAACUCUGCAAACUUAGUGAAAGUGACCUUCCAACUUCUACUGUGUCUCAACAUGGCUCCUAUUUUUAUUUUUUUUAUUACAUAGCCUACUGUACAAACUGUGGAGUAGGCCUAUGAGUUGAUAUGGUCAGAUGGCUGUUAGCUGUUAAUUGGUCCUUUUGAAUACAUCUGUUUAUGACAAUGGAGGUUUCACUAUACUUUUUUAACACACCGUGAGCAUUCAAACCAACCUGAUUUCCUUUAAGUGUCUGGUGCAAACUGACCACUAGAUGUCAGACCUGUUUUUUCUUAAAUAGCCGUCUUUUCUUAAAUAGCCAUCUUUUCUCUUCUCCAGUUGCAAUAUACAUGUUGUGUUUCUCUAUCUGUAUUUUUAUUUACUCUUUUGGCAUGUGCGUUAGUGCCAUGUGUGUCAAUGCAAUAACAGCAGAGUCUAAAUGUUUAAUGUAAGCUAAACAUAAAGUUGAAAUGUUCUCUAUAUUUGUGACUUGUCUGUCUUUGCAGAUGUUUUGAUCGUCUGAAAGAAUAUGAAAUGAAUGUUCAAUAAAUAAUAAAAUCAUU